This is a messenger RNA of Homarus americanus (American lobster), 2919 nucleotides long. Its product is annotated as carboxypeptidase B-like. Lineage: Eukaryota; Metazoa; Arthropoda; Malacostraca; Decapoda; Nephropidae. Gene Ontology annotation, biological process: proteolysis. Gene Ontology annotation, molecular function: zinc ion binding; metallocarboxypeptidase activity. The coding region runs from base 105 to 1586 and encodes 493 amino acids. The record is from RefSeq and is a predicted model, not a curated record. The transcript is spliced from 7 exons.
AUGCAGUGAAUUUAAUUUUGUUAGUUUGCUCUUAACUUUAGAUGAUGGUAGACGCGUUGUGUUAAAAUAAGAAUUAACCUUUUAACUUCCUCGGUGGCUGAAAUAUGAAAAAUGGCUGGAAUAUGUGGACGAUUAUAUCAUUUUGUUGCCUCGUGUUUGUAGGGGUACAAGGAGAGCCUGGUCCAGAGCUAUGGCGUUUGGAGGCGUCGACUCACCAUAGGAUAGUGAGGGACCUGGAGGACUCUGGUGAUGUGGAUGUGUGGGGUCAUAGCCAGGACCAUGCACAGGUGUUGGUAGAGCCCGAGGCGAAGAGCCGGGUAACUCGGGCGCUGGAGGAGGCAGGGAUCAGUCACUUGGUGGAGGUGGAGGAUGUGUUGGGGCUGGUGGAGGAACAGAGAGCCCAAAGGAGGAAGAGAAGCACCAGAAGUAAACGAGCAGCACAAGCCCUGGACUGGAACAGCUACCAUGACAUGAACGACAUUGAAUCUUUCAUUAACUGGGUGAACGUGACGGGCGGCGACUUUGUUCAGGUGAUCCCUGCCGCCGUCACAGAGGAGGGUCGUCAGGUCCUCGUUGUCCAUGUGUCUGACCCCACUGUUCCUGAACCCAAAAAGAAGAUCUGGAUAGAAGGAGGUAUCCACGCCCGUGAGUGGAUCUCACCUGCCGUCACCACCUACAUCCUGUAUCAGCUGGUGACUGAGUGGCGCGACAUGUUGCAGGUGACAGACUGGUAUAUUGUCCCUGUGGCCAACCCUGAUGGCUACCAGUACACCUUCUCUGAUAACAACAGGGCCAGGAUGUGGAGAAAGAACCGUCGCAAUAACCAUGCUCGUAAUGGACGCUGUAAGGGAGUUGACUUGAACCGCAACUGGAACCUCAAGUGGGGUGUUGGCGCGUCAAGUGACCCCUGCAGUGAGACCUACAAGGGCCCCGUCCCCUUCAGUGAGCCUGAGACCGACGGCCUCCAGAAAGUUAUGACGUCCAUCGGGGACAUGGACCUCUUCAUCACCUUCCACAGUUUUGGCCAGACAAUCCUCUACCCCUGGGGAUGGACUAACAAUGCUCCUGCCAAUGCCAAACAACUCAACCAUCUGGCUAAAAAGUUUGCUGAUAAAGUGAAAGACACAUCUGGAGGGAAGAUUGAUUACAAGAUAGGCGGGUCAGGGCCUCUGUAUGGCUUGGCCUCAGGAGCCACCGACGACUGGGCCUACGGAAGACUGGGUGUCCCAUUCUCCUACACCAUUGAGCUGCCUGAUGAAGGGAGACACGGCUUUCUCCUGCCUGAAAACCGCAUAAGCAGCACCGUGAUCGAGACAGCAGCUGGCGUACAGUGUAUGGUCAGUUACCUGGCCAAUUUUGGGUCAUGUGCACGUCGCAAAACCCGAACUAGACAGCCAAUCGUUACCCCAAGACAGCAGAACUACACCCCCGGACAACUGAGUUUUGCCCCCAGACAGGAGAACUUAAACCCCAGAGAGCAGAACUUUACCCCCAGAGAGCAGAAUUUUACCCCCAGAGAGCAUAACCUUACCCCCAGACAGCUGAGUUUUAUAUCCAGACAGAAUCAUGCUCUCUUCAGAGGGUGAUCUUCAUGUAGCACUCAACUCUCAAGGUUUUGUUUACCUUAACAAACAGUCUGAGUCUAUAAAAUGAGGUUGAAAAUUUUUUUUCAUGACGUCUUCCAAUCUCACAGAUCUACUUCUGUCAAAUUAUCAAUUUGUAAAUGAUGCAAAAUGGAAGAGUUUAAACCAGUGCAUGAGUUGGACCCACUUCUGUUUUCUCUUAGUGGAGUUAACUUCAGAGAUAAGACUAAUUUGGCAUUAUUAUUUUAUUGUUCUUUGGAACGCAGAUACUGUACAGUAUUUAACUUGUACAAAAACCAGUGUGUGGAAGGUAAUCAUGGAAAACCAUUAGAAGAACCAUUAGUAGUGUUACAGGGAUGAUACCCACCACACAGGCCUGGUACAGAGCAGCUCUAUGCCUGGCCCAGGAUUUUCAAUGAUUCGCUGUAAUAUUCUUUCCCUUAACUGGGUAUUAGAUAACAUAUCUACAGUACUUACAACACUCUCAGUGCAAAUUUGAUGUCAUUUUGGACACUAACUUUGUAUUGAAGAUUAAAUGAACUAGGAAUGUGCUGUGACACUUCCAGUUAAGGAAAUAGUUAAGUAUGAACCUUUGAGAAUCUGGUGUAGUACGACUGUAAUGAGUAUAUUCUCAGUUUUAGGAUUUGGCUGAGGGAAUUUGUUAUGCUUUCAAGUGUAUUACUACUUAGGUUUUGUUAUUAUUUCAUUAUAAUUGUAUUUAUAUAAAGUUUUGAUGAAAUAUAUUACUGUACCUGUACUAUGGUACCAAGAGAGGAGUGUCAGAGUGAGCAUUAUACAACACACUGAGCAGUUCCCAGCUGAGAUAUUCACACAGGUGACUGGUCAUAUGGCUGGGCCAUGCUCAUACUGGUCCAAACUUCCUCAGGAUUGGGUCACAGUCGUAAUGUUUGGUUACAAUCAAAGUAAUCAUUUAGGUAAAUAAUUAUUUAAUGUUUAAAUAUUCUGUUGAUUCAGUGAUAAUUAUCAGCACCUUCUAUAAAUACAUUGUUACAUAAGAAUAAAGCUUUAAUGAUAAAAUUAUUUCUAAUGUAUAGCGAUUUACUUUUUGAAGUGUUUAGUAUUUUUUAAGUUAUUAUGGUAUAUUGUUGGAACGUAGCGUGUGUACCUCACCGUUCACUACUCUUAGUUCAGACUUGCCGUAGUGUAGACCUGCAGGUUGGUAGGUUGUAACACUCGUCAGUCAUUAGUUAGCACAUUAUGAACUUGACAUGUGAUUGGCCAGCUGAUGAUGGACAUGACGCCUGUGGGCCGUCUACCUCACUUACAGCAUUAAGGCCCAGUCUACCUGGCUUCCUAUUAAACUGUGUCAUCUUCA